UUUUUGCCCGUCGACAGGGGCAUUCUCGGUAAUCGCCCCGUUAGCCGCAGAACAGGACGAGAGGGGAAUAGGGUUUGCUCGCCGCCGCCCGCCGGAGCAGGAAGAGACCGCUCGCUCCGCUCCCCAUCGCCGCGAGCGGGAUGAAGAGCUUCCCGGUGGCCGGAGGCUGCAGCGUCUCCCUCGCCCUCUACUCCGACGUCUCCAACAGCCGGGUGCUGCUCGACUUGAUGCAGUCAGGGAAGCUGGAACCGGAGGUCGCGUUCCUCAACGCAUCACUGGUGCCGGAUGUGUUCCCUGUUCUUGCAGCGGCGCACAAGGCGCUGCUGUCGAAGGCGAGGGAGUCACUGACCACAAGGACUCUGCACUCUGAGCUCGUCUACAACUACUCCGGGUCGAAGCAUAUUACGGAAUCCCUGAAACGAUGCGGGAUCUCUGAUGACACGACAUACAUCCUUGCAGCUCGUUUUGAUGCUUCAGACGAGGAGAUGAAAGCAGUGGAGAAACUCAUCAGUGGCACCGAGAUCGAUUUAGGAGAACUGGAAAGUAGAGCAAACCAGCCACAGAUCCUAAAGCAUUACAAGAUACCUCCCCAAGAACUAUUGAUAUCUACACUGCCCGACGCAAUUGUAUGCAGGAUUGCUGCUCGAGAUGCUCUCUGAGGCCUCAACGAUUAUUGUGACGAUCCCAGCACUGAAGUUUGAGCUCGAUCUCUGCGCCUUGGCCUUCAUAAGCUAAUUUAGUUUGGAGAAACGAGAGAUGUGUCAGCUCUCAACCACAUGGACGACUGCACAGCUAGAGUGAUGCCAUUUUAUUCACAUUCCUGAAAGCAACCUGUAAGCAUGUCGUUCUAUUGUUUCCUCCCCCCUUCCUGUAAACUGAGCUGCCACUGCCUGCAAGCAAAAGUUGUGUAUUUGUUCUCUC
Molecule: messenger RNA, 921 nt
Organism: Panicum virgatum (switchgrass)
Lineage: Eukaryota; Viridiplantae; Streptophyta; Magnoliopsida; Poales; Poaceae
Product: EKC/KEOPS complex subunit TPRKB
Exons: 6
Coding region: 141-659 (172 amino acids)
Biological process (GO): tRNA threonylcarbamoyladenosine modification; telomere maintenance via recombination
Cellular component (GO): EKC/KEOPS complex; nucleus; cytosol
Source: RefSeq, a predicted model, not a curated record